UACAGAAUCGCAUGUGUUGUUGGCUCUUCUUACUCAUUCUCUUCAUCGAAGUAAUUAGCCAUGAUUAACUUCAAAGCUCAAUUGAUCCGGUUGAAUAUUAAAACUGGGAUGGUUACUGAUGACCCAAUAGCUAAAAUUGAAAAGCUCUGUUUUGUAGGAGUAAGCUGAAAAAGUCUCUACAUUUUUGUUUCCGUCAACUCUAUAAAGUCUAAACAUUUGAAGUUUAUUCGUGUACUCUCACACGACGAAAACGUCCAUUUCAAUCUAAUGGAAGUCAACGACGGCCAAGGAAAGGUGGAGAUGGGUUCAGGACUCUGUCCUGACUGGUCUGAGAUGACUCGGGAAUGCCUUCUCGACAUCUUCUCACGGCUGAGCCAUGAACAGAGAUGGAUCGGACCGAUGCUGGUCAGCAAGAGCUGGAUGAACGCAUGCUUUGAUCCAUCACUCAACACCAUCUUUGAUCUCGAAACUCGGUUUUUAUCGUUCCCGGAGUCGAUCAACUGGUGGACUCCAGAGUUUGAGGAUAAAGUCGAUUCUUUUUUACGAUCUGUUGUUGAUCGGAGCCAAGGUGGACUCACAGAGAUUCGUGUCAGGCACUGUACUGAUCGCUCUCUUUCUUACGCCGCUCAGAGGUGCCCUAAACUCGAGGUACUUUGUAUCAAGAGCUGCCCAAAUGUUACAGAUGAAUCGAUGGAGAAGAUAGCCGUAAACUGUUUAAAUCUUAAAGAACUUGAUAUGAGCUACUCUUACGGUAUAACUCACGAGUCUUUCAUCAUGUUGGGGAGCAACUGCCAAAAUCUGAAGAUUCUCAAACGGAAUUUGUUGCCCCGGUUAGGUCCUGAUCUGCCUACACUUGUCGCGCCACUAGACUAUCUGGCUACGUUUCCUAGAUACGGCAAUAUAGAGGCUAAAAUAAUUGGGAGAUACAUGCCACAGCUCAAGCAUUUAGAGAUUCAAUACUCCACUUUGACUGCUAGAGGUCUUGACUCGAUUUGUAAGGGAUGUUCGAAUCUAGAGUACCUGGACUUAAGCGGAUGUAUAUCCUUGAACAAAAGGGAUAUAACCACAUGUACCUCGAGCUUGAAGAAUUUGAGGGAGAUCUAUAAGCCGGACUUCAUUCCUUCCUUUGCUAUUUUACGCCUUUCAAGACCGGGUAAUCCAAGAGAAGAAUGAAUGGUGAUGAGUGUUUAUUCAGACGCAUGUUUUGAUCAACUUGUUAACCGGUUUUGAUGCUCUGUUUCCUCUAUGACAUAUUUACUUUGUUCUUAUCUAUCUGUGUGUUUGAAUAGUUAACAUAGUGUGAAACUGAAACCCGUUCUCCUUUAUCGCCUUGUCUCUAAAUUCCCCAUCUUUAAUUUUUUUUUUGUGUUUGUGUAAAAUGUGUAAACAUUAAAAUACCUUUGUAGUACAUUACGGUCGUCUUUGCUUUGAA
Molecule: messenger RNA, 1432 nt
Organism: Camelina sativa (false flax)
Lineage: Eukaryota; Viridiplantae; Streptophyta; Magnoliopsida; Brassicales; Brassicaceae
Product: putative F-box/LRR-repeat protein 19
Molecular function (GO): protein binding
Source: RefSeq, a predicted model, not a curated record